AUGCCUGGCAUUCUCCCCAUGAAGGUCAUCAAAGUUGGGUCCAACGCCCAGACCCGCAUUGCCCAAGCGUGCGAUCGCUGCCGCUCCAAGAAGAUACGCUGCGAUGGCAUCCGCCCGAGCUGCACGCAAUGUGUGAACGUCGGCUUCGAGUGCAAGACGAGCGACAAGCUCAGCCGUCGUGCAUUCCCCAGAGGAUACACGGAGUCACUGGAGGAGCGCGUGCGUAGUCUGGAAGCAGAGGUGCGCGACCUUAAAGAGCUGCUAGACGAGAAGGACGAGAAAAUAGACAUGCUCUCGCGGAUACACUCGCAUUCUUCACAGGGAAAUCCCUCACCCAGGAGAACAUCGAGUUCCCCAUCGCCAAGUUCUGACAACCGCGAGGAGUCGCAAGAGAAGGAAGACAUGUUUAAGGUGCAGCAAACGCCCCUGCUGCUUGACGACGAAAACCGCGAUUCCUACUUUGUCGGCACGUCCAGUGGAAGGACGCUUAUUGAGGCUUUCAAGCAAAGAGCACAGGAGACGGGUCGUCUGAAUGCCGACGUUAACUCAGACGCGUUCUUCGGCUCCGGCUCUAAACCGCCAGCGACGCGCUCACCUGGACGCAUCAUCUCAUGGAAGGCACCACCACGGUUGGUCUCCGACCAGAUGAUCAACAUCUUCUUCCAGGAAUGGGCACCCCUAUUCCCAGUUCUGCACCGGCCGACUUUCCUUUCGCUGUACGAACAGUACGUGGCCAGUCCCGAUACCAUGGUUGACAAGAAGUCAAUUGCAAAUCUUAAUCUUGUGUUUGGUAUUGCUGCACUGUCAAGCGAUCCUCGCGACGGCCAAGACGUCGAGUCCUUCGAAGCACAGUGGCAAAAUGCCAUUGAGAGCUUCUUGAUGGACAACGACCUCGCCACCCUGCAAUGCCUUGUCCUGGCUCAGAUCCACUGCCUUCUGAAGGCCGAUUAUGCGCGCCUGCUCAAGUACAAAGGCUUGGCUAUAAGUCUGGCACAACGCCUUGGCUUGCAUCAAUCUCAGAAACGUUUCGCGCUUGGAGCUCUGACAAGUGAGACCAGAAAGAAGGUCUUCUGGUCGCUCUACACCGUCGACUGUCUGUCUGCCGCCCAUCUCGGUCUGCCCAAGCUUUUCAAAGAAGAGGAUAUUCAUUGCGAGUAUCCCGUUGAUGCUGACGAUGAAUACGUCACCGAGAAGGGUUUCUUGCCAACUCUUCCCGGAGAGUUCACCAAGCUUUCGAGCGCCCUGGCACUCUUCCGUAUAUCGCGUAUCCUAUCAAAAGUUCUCACGGAGCUCUACCCCGCAUCCACGUCGCACGAGAUCUCCUUCCGUUCUAUGACUUCUCUUGCGGACGAGUUGGAAGACUGGCUCAACAACCUGGCCCCUCACCUCAAGCUUACCUUUGCACAAGACAAGCCUAGCACCAACGUUACCAGCAGCAGGUCGCCGAUUUUAUCUUUGGCAUAUCAUCACAUCCGCUCCCUGAUCUAUCGCCCAGCUGUCGUUGCCAACCUUGGGGACAAGGGCUCCUCGGCAAUGGUUGCUGUCAGCGAUGCCUGCAAACACAUCGUCCAAAUCGUUCAACUCCUUGAUGAGCGCAAGUUGAGCUUCUCUUUCUGCCUGAACCGGAAUGAGGUCCUUGUCCAAGCUGGCUUUGGCCUGUUGUUCCAGACUCUCAACUUGGAUCGCGAAGGCAAACUGAUCAAGGAUUGCAAUCGUCUCGUCUGUGCUGUUAUUGAGAUGCUAGAUCAGGGUACUGCCGCAGGAGCUGUCGAGUUCCGCCGUCUUGGCUAUGCAAUGGUCUCUAUUGCACGCGUCGACCAAGCUCCCCUUCCAGCAAUCUCCCGACACAACUCCGAAGGCAGCAUGCGUGCACCCCUAGACACAUUCAGGGCUACGCAAAAGUCUCUAAAGGCCAUCGCGGCUCGAUUCUCACCUGCUGCCGCAAAAGCUCGCCAAGACGCGAAUGAACCUCGCCGUGCUACACUCCCCCACAUCACACCAACCAUGGGUCACCACGCCAACCAAUCGUCAACCAGCCUGAACUCGAUCCGCUCUGAGCCAGGCGCCCGCUCAGAACCCACUCUUAGCCCCCUCACUCACCGCUCCACUCUAGCACUCUACACUAAACGUCGAGCCAGCAAUGCCCUCCGCCAGAAUCCAAACAUCGACUACCUCUCUUUCGGCCCGGAUCCUCUGGCCAACUACCCUUUCGGCAACAAUACUUGUGGAAAAGAAGUUUCCGCCUCUGACUGGGAACGCCUCCUCUCAAGCCUCGACAAUGGUCAAACAAAUAUCUACGACACCAUCUACGGCGGACCACCUGCAGACGCUCUCCUCGACUGCCCACCACUAUCCGCAGGCGCGGAAACAAACCUUACCUGGUCGCCUAGUGUUUGGAAUUGGGGGGGACAUACUGGGGAGGCGCCUCCGCAAAGCGUUCUCAGCUUCAGCGAUGAAAGCCUAACAAGUGGGGAGGAAUUCGUUGGUAACUAUAGUACUGGAGAUUUCGGUUCAACGCCCGGCAACGAAAGGGUAUAUCAAGGGAUCAUGAUUCCUGAUAUGAGUACGCCUAACAGCGGGAUUGGAUUAGCAGGCCUGGACGGAAACUUUGGAUUGUAA
Messenger RNA from Lindgomyces ingoldianus, 2619 nucleotides. RefSeq names its product transcriptional activator protein-like protein acu-15. The record is from RefSeq and is a predicted model, not a curated record. The transcript has 5 exons. Gene Ontology annotation, molecular function: zinc ion binding; DNA-binding transcription factor activity, RNA polymerase II-specific; DNA binding. NCBI's taxonomy places the organism in Eukaryota, Fungi, Ascomycota, Dothideomycetes, Pleosporales, Lindgomycetaceae. The coding region runs from base 1 to 2619 and encodes 872 amino acids. Gene Ontology annotation, biological process: regulation of DNA-templated transcription; DNA-templated transcription.